AUGAGCAACAUCCCCGCCAAACCCGACGAAGAUGAACAACGGACAGAAGCUCAACUACAGGACAUACUCGAGAGGCGUUCAGCCCUCAUCUCUCAACUCUCGCGCCUGCUCGACUCUGAACCUACCGCUUCCGCCCUGAAGUCUACCAACCUGGCCCGUCACAAAGAAGUCCUACAACAACACCGCAGAGAGCUCGACAAGCUCAAAUCCAACAUCGGCCAUCAACGAGAUCGCGCCAACCUCCUUUCCAACGUUCGCAAUGACAUCAAUGCAUACCGUGCACAGAACCCCGAGCAAGCAGAGGCAGACUACAUGCUGGACGAGCGCAGCCGCAUAGACAACAGUCACAACAUGACAGAUACCGUCCUCACACAGGCAUACGCCAUCAACGAGCAGUUCGGCAUCCAGAGGGAGACCCUUACCAGCAUCAAUCGUCGCAUAGUCGGAGCAGCCAGCCAAGUACCUGGCAUCAACAGUCUGAUUGGCAGGAUAGGCAAUAAGAAGAGGCGGGAUGGUAUAAUAAUGGGCAGCUUCAUUGCAUUCUGCUUCUUGGUCUUCAUGUACUUUUGGUAA
Molecule: messenger RNA, 573 nt
Organism: Aureobasidium vineae
Lineage: Eukaryota; Fungi; Ascomycota; Dothideomycetes; Dothideales; Saccotheciaceae
Source: the annotation of a GenBank genome assembly